AUGAAUAAAACGAAGGUUUUAUUUGAGUUAACAGCUGUUUUGUUCCUGCAACAGAUCGAGUGACGGACAUCUAGAAACACAACUGAGAGUAAUAAUAGUGGGGGAGGUGGUACUGAUGUGUUCUUGAUAGUUGUCUGAACGAUUGUUGGAGGGUUUGUACUCAUUAUUGGAGGAGUAUUCAUUGCUAGAUUAAUAUGUAAAUGAAAAGACAAAAUAAAGAAAGAAAGAGAAGAGAGAGAUUUAAGGGAAAAGGAUAAGAGAGUUCAAGAAAGAAUAAGACAAAUACGACUAGAAGAAGAGAAAGAGCGUAUAAGUAGGUCAGUCUGUCCAACCCCAGGUGGAGGAAAGAUUCUUUCUGAUAACAAAACAAAUGAUAACCAAACGCUUGAAGCUUCUCAGAAAAACUCUCCUAAUAAAGGUACGAUUCAUCCAAUAUCCCCGACUCGAUGGAACCCAGACUCUCCUAAUCAUCGUUCUAUUCAACUAGGUGUUCCUAUUUACCCUCGACAAAACACUGAAACUAAAAUCCCUGAAGGAAUUGCUCCUACUAUCUCUCCGUCACUUCCUUACCACCCACAGCCCAAAUCGCCUUAUGACCCGGUCUAAGAAGUAAUUUCAGCGAAUGAAUUCAAUAUAU
Moneuplotes crassus is the source of this 637-nucleotide messenger RNA. Lineage: Eukaryota; Ciliophora; Spirotrichea; Euplotida; Euplotidae. The record is from the annotation of a GenBank genome assembly.